AUGAAAAGGCACAGUACUGGGAAAAAAUUUCACAGGAUAAAAGGAUUGAAAAAAGCUGAUCCAAAUGCAAUUAUUUCUUAAACCCCAAAAUAAAUAGAAGAUUUUAUAGAAAAUCUAAAAUCUUAGGGAUCUCUUAUUAAAAAAGUUAAAUAUGCAUACUUUUAAACAAAAAAUGGUUUGAAAUAUCCAGGUUUGAUUGGUAUUUUUACAUUCCUUUAUCUAGCAACUGAGCCUAUUGUACCAAAUGAUACUCUUGUUACUCUUCCAAGAUAAACGUUGUUAACUACAAAAUAAGCAUUUGAAUCACCAUUAAAGCCAAUUUUUUUAGAAUACCCAUAAUUUUUUAGUCCUUAAUUUCAUUCCAAAUGGGAAUAUCAUUAAAUUCUUGCUUUCCUAUUAUAUGAAUAUUAAAGAGGAGCUGAAUCUAAAUGGUAUCAUAUGAUUGUCAACUUCCCAAAAGAUGUCGAUUAUGCUGUAUAUUGGAAUACAGAAGACUUAGAGUUGUUAAAAGAUGACAAUAUCAUCAAAAGUGCAAGAAAAAAUUUAGUAGAGCUUUUAGUUACUUUUUAAACUCUUAGGUAUAUAACAGAUAAAUUCCCAAACCUUUUUAAACCUGGAGUAGUAACAAUGGAUAAUACUAUAUGGAUUCAUACAAGUAUUGUAACAAGGUGUUUUGGAGGUUAAGGAUUAAAAUAUGUUACAAUGGUACCAUUUUGUGAACUCUUUAAUCAUGAAUGUGCUGAUGUAUGUUACGAUCUUGAAUAAUAAGAUAACAGCACAAGGUACAAUUAUGAAUUUAUGACGAAAAAAUUGGUUCAUGGAUAACACAAUGAUGAUGAGCUGUCAAUUACUUCUUCAGAAAACUCUUAGCUUUCUGAAGAUGACAUGAGCGAUUCUGAAUUUGUAUCUGGCGAAUAUAAUUAAUAUAUAGAAUUUGAUUUUGAUGAAUUUAGUCAGAAUUCUAUAAGAAAUUUUGAAGAUAACAUGAGCUUCAUGCAGAAAACAUAAAUAAGAAAUGAAGAAUUAAUUAAAAUGAGAAAAGAAUUCAAUAUUAAAAUGAAUAUUUAAAAAGAUGUUUUCUAAUUAGCUAUAGAUUGUAAAGCAUUUUUAUUUUAAAAUAUUGAUUUUGGAGAUAAUUUUUCCAUAUUUUUUUUAGAGUAAAUCUUUUAUAAGUUGGAUACAUUAAUUUAAUAAUAUUUCAGUGCUGAUAAGUCAUCUUAUGAAGUAAGAGAAGAAAUCAAUAAAAUUAAAAAUCAUUGCAAUUUAUAUCAAAAUUAUUGGUAUUCUUUUUAAAAUCAAAUCUUAAAAAGACCAAUCUAGCAAAAAUAUAAUAUUUUUGCUCAAAAGAUUGGCAAGAGACCAAAAAGAAAUAUAUUUAGCAUGGAAUAAAUAUUAUCCUAACCAGUUGAUCGAAAUUGCGAUUAUUAUACACCAAUUUUCAAGUAAGAGAAUUUUAAAAAUCUACUUAUGAGAACGAGAGAUCCUUUUGAAAAAGGGGCAUAAGUUUACUUUUGUUAUAGUAGAUUAUCAAAUAGAAAAAUGCUACUUAAAUAUGGAAUGGCUCUGGAGUAUAAUAAAUAUGAUAGUGCAUUUUUAAGGGUUGAAUUUUUCAAAUAUAUCAAAAAUAAGGUAGGUCUUUGGAUAAUUCAUAGAUUUAAACUCAACAAAUUAAAGAGAUUCAAACUUAAGCAUAUAAUUCCUCCUUAUGAAUUUAUAGUAUUUUGUAAAUUAAUUUAUUGGUAAAAUAUGUUUGAUAUCCAUUUUUUAGGAACUCAAAUGUUCAUUCUGUAGAUACCAUUUUUAAGAUCUAAGAUUUAUAAUUAGAGAGAAAAGCUUUAUCUUUAGCUCUUGAGAUUUUGCUUGAAUAAAAUUCUAAAUUUAAGGAAACAGUUGAGGACCUUGAGUAAUAAUUGCUAGAUAAAAGUUUAGGAUAUCAUUAGUAUUUUGCAGUAGUAUAUAGAUUAGAAAAAUUGAGGAUAUAUCGAAGAAAUAUUUAGUAUUAUUUUUAUGCUAUCAAGUCUAAUUAAUAUCAUUAUAAUUGUGCUUGAUAAAAUGAUGAAUGGAGUUCCAUUUGAAUAAGCAAGUGAAAGAACAGAAUACGAUUUCGAUUUUUAUGAAACAAAUAGAUACAUAUUAAGGAAAUAUUUUGAUUAGUUAAAAUGGGCAAUUUAUCAAUCAAAAUGA
Paramecium primaurelia is the source of this 2184-nucleotide messenger RNA. NCBI's taxonomy places the organism in Eukaryota, Ciliophora, Oligohymenophorea, Peniculida, Parameciidae. The record is from the annotation of a GenBank genome assembly.